Molecule: messenger RNA, 1617 nt
Organism: Neoarthrinium moseri
Lineage: Eukaryota; Fungi; Ascomycota; Sordariomycetes; Amphisphaeriales; Apiosporaceae
Exons: 2
Coding region: 1-1617 (538 amino acids)
Biological process (GO): protein phosphorylation
Molecular function (GO): ATP binding; protein kinase activity
Source: RefSeq, a predicted model, not a curated record
AUGUCGGGAGCCGAACUGCCGCUCGCUAUUAUCGGCGCAGUGGACCUCUGUAUCAAGUAUGGAGGCAAGCUCAUCAAACUAUGCGCCGCUUUUAAGGGGGCGGAUAAUGAGAUUACUGAGCGCAUCUUGCGAUUGGAGGCUGGCUGGUUCAAGACGGAGCUGCAGCUAGACUUCAUGCGACGUGUUCCGUCUCUGAUGGCUGGCUAUCAUCGCCAGCUAAAUGAGAAGAUUGUCGAAAUGUUGCAAAGCAAGCUGAGCAUCGUUACGACAAAAAUUGAGCGAGUUGUCAAAUUGCCGGAUGAUGACGGCGAGGAGUCUACUGCAGGGUAUAUCAGCUCAAAAGUAAAAGCGAAGAGAUGGAAGUACGCGGUGUUCAAAGAGAGUAUCGACGAAGCCAUCGAGGAGUUGGAGUUGUGGCAGCGGACUGCCGAUCCCUCUUGGUAUCUCAUUCUCAAAAUAGCGAACUCUCAGGUCGAUCAGGUGCUCAAAGCCGGUGAUGCUACUACGGCUGCAUUUUUCCCGUCCACCAAAACUAUUCGCGCGUGUCUCCGAACCGAUAAUGGCACUGAGGUUCCGGGAAUCUUUCUCCCUGCCCAUGAACUAGAGAAAAUGACUGUGCAGCGCAUUUUGUUCUGCGAGGCAAAGGCAGCCACACGAAACAGCACACGUAAAGGUCCUCAAAACUUUCUACUCGCUUCUAUGGAAUGUCCACCUAUCGCAAAUCGUCAGCUGGUCAAACGGGACAUGCGCGAUCUGGCCCGAAAGCUACAGCAUGAUGACCCUGGAACGUUUGGACUUCUCUCAUGCAAGGGGGUUGUCGAGCAGCUUGAGUCUACAGAGACUGAUGCACAACCGCGUGUGUCUUUCACCAUGGUGUUUCGUGCUCCUAAUAAUCUUUCAAAUCCAAGGAGUCUGAGACAUUUACUCUUGUCGGGUAACAGUCGAGUCGCUCUAUCCGACAAAUUCGACAUUGCCCGUCAGAUGGCGACGGCCAUCAGCUACGUGCACACAUUUGGCUUUGUUCACAAGAACAUUCGUCCAGAGACCUUGAUUUCCUAUGUCGGUACGCAAACAUCUUCAUCACCAGCCGUGUACUUGUUAGGCUUCGAGAACUUUCGCAAAGAGGAAGGGAGAACCUACCGAAUAAGCGACGAUGACUGGGAGAAAAACAUGUAUCGGCAUCCAUCGCGCCAAGGACCCACUCCGGACAGCGAAUACAUCAUGCAGCAUGAUAUCUACAGCCUUGGCGUAUGUCUUCUCGAGGUUGGGCUCUGGGACUCUUUCGUAUUAUAUGACAAAGAGACCGAAAAAGUGAGUCCAGCCCCGGUCUUGGGGUUACAGCAGCACGAUCAUCCAAUAAAUCAUUUGGAUUUUACGAAUGCUCUACUCCGCCUUUCACGCGACGAAUUGCCGCGGUGCAUGGGCAGGAAAUAUGCGGCUAUUGUCGAGACGUGUCUGACAUGCUUGGAUCCCGACAACAUCGGCUUCGGUAACGAGAGCGACUUCAUGGACGACGACGGAGUGUUGGUUGGUGUCCGAUACAUUGAAAAGGUAAAAUCAAAGGUCAUCGCGCAAUUCCGAGACAUUAACAGCACAUACAGAUUCUAUCUCACUUGA